This is a messenger RNA of Onychostoma macrolepis, 5132 nucleotides long. RefSeq names its product NACHT, LRR and PYD domains-containing protein 12-like. Gene Ontology annotation, molecular function: protein binding. The transcript is spliced from 10 exons. The coding region runs from base 974 to 3628 and encodes 884 amino acids. The record is from RefSeq and is a predicted model, not a curated record. Lineage: Eukaryota; Metazoa; Chordata; Actinopteri; Cypriniformes; Cyprinidae.
GAUUUGACUCGAGACUCGUUUGUGUCUUGAAAGGAAUGACUUGGUUCGUCCUCUGGUGAAAUCAGCUGCUGAAUAAACACAUGGCAGGACUUUUACUUUCUGACCCCUGGACUUCACACCUCUGUCUGUAAUAUAUCUGCUUGUGUUACACUCUUUGGCCAGCAGGUGGUAUUGUGAGCAAAUGAAGCCUCCAGAAAUGAACCCUUUUGUGAAGCACUUGGCUGAAAAGCUUAAAGCUUAAUGAAGCUUCAUUUCACCAUCACUACUCUGUAGUAUGCAUGCUGAGCGGUGUUCAUUUCAUUGUUUCGUCUGGGCUGAGCAUGUGUCCUCAUGAGUCUGCUGGCUGGGUUACAAAACUAGUAGAGCAACAGGAAAAAAAUAAAAAUAACAACACUUACAUUCUGACAUACAUCUCUCACACUGCACAGAAUAGAGAAACAUGACUCAGGAAAAUGUGAAUUUUACAAAAGUUACGAGUCAUGAAAGUCAUUUUUCUUACAAUAUCUGACAGCAACAGAUGAAGAUAAGAUGAUAUAGUUUAGUCCUCAAUUCAGUUUAUCAGUUACUCCUAAACUCCUUAAAAUAAAGAAGGGGUUUCUGGUCUAGGUACGACUAAUGGAUACAUGUGCUCACAUAUUAAUUUGAAAUAGUUAUGUUUUUAACUUAUAGCCAGAUUAUUAUUGCUUUCUUUGCUUCUCACAUUACUAAAGAAAAUAACUGCAUGGACACUGCUGAUAUAUUCCACUCGUAUCCUGAAGGAGGAGCAAGUGAUGAGGAGCUCGACAGAGAAAGUGAAACUAUUACAGCAGGAUCUGUUUCGUCAGACGAGGAAGUAAACUACAUUAAGAGAGAAAAACACGGUCAUUACUGAGGACUGACUGUUGAGACAGAGCUGGAUUUGAGAAAAUUAUUACUGAGAUGAUUAAUAACUCACUCUGAGGAUCAACAUCUGUAUCUGCUUUUAGAUGAAACCAUGGCCUCCAGAAUGAAUCUCUCUGAAGAACAUCACACACAGAUAAAGACAGUCAAGAGUCAGAUUCAGGGGGAUGAAUCAGGUUUAGCUGAACACAUCGAUGUGUCUGUGAGGAAACAUCCUUCAGAUCUCUGCAGAGAGGAAGACUCUUCUGUUGAGUCCAGUCUGUGUGAGAAUGAAUCUCCUGAACCCAGCUGUGUGUCCAUGAAGAGUGACGCGUCAAUGGAUCGUCCAAUGCAUUUCAGCUCGGGAGACUCAUCUGCUGAUCUGAGUAAAAAACAUGAAGGACCAGAAUCACAUUCAGCAAAGAAGAACUUAGACUCCAUUUUCAAGGAGCUUGAGCACAAAAUCAUCUCUGUGAUGAAGAGUGAGCUGAAAAGCUUUAAGAAACUACUGAGUCCAGAUUACCCAGAAUGCUCUGAAAGAGACCAUCAUGAUGACGAGGGUCAUAACAGAGUCAGAGAGGGGCUUCUGAAGAUCACACUGUUGAUCCUGAGGAAGAUGAACCAGACAGACCUCGCUAACACACUACAGACCAAACUGAUGCCUGUGUAUCAACAAAAACUCAGAUCCAGACUACAGGAUAAAUAUCAGAGAAUCAGUGAAGGAAUGUCCAAUCAUGGAGACUCAACACAUCUGAAUGAGAUCUACACAGAGCUGUACAUCACAGAGGGAGGCAGUGGAGAGGUCAAUAAUGAACAUGAGGUGAGACAGAUUGAGACAGUGUCCAGGAGACCAGAGACACAGGAGACACCAAUCAACUGCAACGACAUAUUUAAACCCUCACCUGGACAAGACAAACCCAUCAGAACUGUGCUGACUAAAGGAGUCGCUGGAAUUGGAAAAACAGUCUCUGUGCAGAAGUUCAUCCUGGACUGGGCCGAAGGAAAAGCCAAUCAGGACGUUCAUUUCAUAUUUCCACUUCCUUUCAGGGAGCUGAACCUGAUACAGAAAAAUCUCAGUCUUGUGGAUCUUCUGAACCACCUUCACACAGAAACCAAAGAAUUUAAUUCAGCAGUUUAUGACAAGUACAAAGUCAUGUUCAUAUUUGAUGGUCUGGAUGAGUGUCGACUACGUCUAGAUUUCCAAAACAAUCGUAGCUUGUCUGAUGUAACAGAAUCAGCCUCAGUGGAUGUGCUGCUGACCAACCUCAUCGAGGGAAACCUACUUCCUUCUGCUCUCCUCUGGAUCACCUCUCGACCAGCAGCAGCCAAUCAGAUCCCUCCUGAGUGUGUCCACCAGGUCACAGAGGUACGAGGAUUCAACGACCCUCAGAAGGAGGAAUAUUUCAGGAAGAGAAUAAAUGAUCCGAGUCUGGCUGAUAGGAUCGUCACACACAUCCGAUCAUCAAGAAGUCUGUUCAUCAUGUGUCACAUCCCAGUCUUCUGCUGGAUUUCAGCCGCUGUUCUGGAGAGGAUGAUGGGUAAAGCAGAGCGUGCAGAGAUCCCCAAGACUCUCACACAGAUGUUCACACACUUCCUGAUCUUUCAGACCAAACUGAAGACACAGAAGUAUGAUGGGAAAUAUGACAUCGACUCUGAUCAGGCUAGAAAGACUAUUCUGUCUCUAGGAAAACUGGCUUUUGAACAGCUGGAAACAGGGAACCUGAUCUUCUAUGAGGAGGACCUGAAAGAGAGCGGCAUUGAUGUCAGAGAAGUGUCCGUGUACUCAGGAGUUUGUACCCAGAUCUUCAGAGAGGAGUCUGGACUGCAGCUGGGGAAGGUGUACAGCUUUGUUCAUCUGAGUAUUCAGGAGUUUCUUGCUGCUUUAUUCAAGCUGCUGUCCUUUUCUGAACAAAACACAGGACUGAAGAAUGAGUUCAGGUCACCAAUGACCAGUUUACUGAAGAGAGAAGUGGACAAGGCCUUACAGAGUGAGAACCGACACUGGGACCUUUUCCUCCGGUUCCUUCUAGGUCUCUCACUAGAGUCUAAUCAGACUCUCUUACAAGGCCUCCUGAGAAAGACAGUAAGCAGCUCUCAGAUCAAUCAGGAAACAGCUGAAUACAUCAAACAGAAGAUCAGAGAGAAUCGCUCUCCAGAGAAAUCCAUCAAUCUGUUCCACUGUCUGAAUGAACUGAAUGAUCGUUCACUGGAGCAGCAGGUACAAACAUACCUGAGAGGAACAGAUAUCUGUCGUCUCUCUGGAGUCUCUCUGUCUGCUGCUCAGUGGUCGGCUCUGGUGUUUGUGCUGCUGAACUCAGAAGAAGAGCUGGAUGAGUUUAAUCUGAGUAAAUAUGAUCGAUCAGAAGAGUGUCUCCUGAGGCUGCUGCCAGUGAUCAAAGCAUCUAGAAAGGCUGAUCUUUCCUUCUGUUAUAUUACAGAGAAAGGCUUUGCUGCUCUGAGUUCAGCUCUGAGAUCAAACCCCUCACACCUGACAGAACUGAAUCUGAGCUAUAAUACACCAGGAGACUCAGGAGUGAAGCUGCUUUCUGCUCUACUGGAGGAUCCACACUGUAAACUGAAGAAACUAGAGCUGAUUAACUGCAGUAUUGGAGAGGAAGGCUGUGCUGCUCUGAUUUCAGCUCUGAGAUCAAACUCCUCACACCUGACAGAACUGGAUCUGAGCGGUAAUACACCAGGAGACUCAGGAGUGAAGCUGCUUUCUGCUCUACUGGAGGAUCCACGCUGUAAACUGAAGAAACUACAUAUUUGACAGUGGAAACUCCACAAGCUCCAAACAAGUGAAUCAAAACAACACGUCCUGAACAAGACUGUCUCCUGGACAUUAAUGCUGAUACUGAUCCAGCAGUUUCAUAUGUGAAGGAUUUUGUUAUUAAUUUUCAUUCAGCCUACAUUUUUUUCCAGUCUCAUGGGAACAUUUUUUAAAUAAGUAGAUUGGACAUACUAACUGCACUUUAAAUGUUUAGUGUGAAAUUACAGUAUAUUCCAGGUUAAUAACUGCAUGACUUUCACAGUAAUUUCACAGCGGGACUUCUCUUGUAUCUAACUGCACUCUCAGAAAUUUCUUGUAAACAAACAGCAUCAUACUGUGUUUCAACAGUUCAUAUGUACGAUGAAGGUUCCCAGCAUGCAAUGCAGCACGAAUAGAUCACGCUGUAGAGUUUAAUUUUUUUUAAUUCUUGUUGGUUUUAUUUGUGCUGUUGAACUUGUUUUUUGGUUCACUUUUAGCAGUUUGUGUUGUUGGUUUAUUUUGUAAUGUUGUGUUUAUUUGAGUGUUACCAUUGCUGUGUUUUGUAUGUCGAGUAUUGCUGUCACAUUUCUGAAUACAGUAAUAUAUUGUAAAAUAAUACUGUUUAAUCCUGUAAUUUUCUGGCAAUUUUUUUAGUAUAGAUAGAUAGAUAGAUAGAUAGACAGACUUUGUAUAUUUUAGGAUUUUGUAUAUUGUGAUUAUGUAGUUGUAAUGAAAUUCAUGGCCAUAUUGACAUCCCCCACUUAAAAUUUUCAUUUAAUUAUUAUUAUUUUAUUUUUUUUGUAUCUUCAUGAAACUUUUGUAUAUUGUUAAUAUGUAGUAGACAUGGAAAUCAUGACAUAUCACCCUUAUGUGGGGUUAACAUAUGUUUCUAAAUAUAGUACAUUAUAAUAUAAGCCUGAAGAUGACAAGAAAAUUCAUUAAAUUUAAUUCUAAAUAUAGUAUAUGACAUAUUGGGUCAAAUAUAUCUUUACCUCUGAAAAGCACGUUGUAGUUUUUUUUUUUUUUCUUUCUGUGUUUAAGGGAUAUUCCACCCCAAAAUUAAAAUUUUGUCAUUAAUCACUUACCCCCAUGUCAUUCCAAACCCGUGAAAGCUUCAUUCGUCUUCGGAACAUAAUUUGAGUUAUUUUAGAUGAUAACCGGGAAUUUAAUGAAUGGGCUCCCAAUAUGGUGGACGGUCAAAAAGUGUCAUGAGUCUGGGUCCGUGAUGAUCCCUCUCACCACCAGAGGUCGCCACCUCCCGUCUUCCUGGACUCAAUUGCCAUUACUCCACACACCUGCCACUCAUCACACUCCCAGCUGUUCCCCAUCACCAGGGACUAUUUAUACACCACACUCCCGCUACUCUGUCUGGUGGAAUUAAUAAUUGUUUGUAAGUUGUUGUAGUUGCCGGUUGUUACUCUGUGGGCACACGCACUGUGUUGCUGUCUGUUGUGUCCCGUUCUGUAACAGGUUUUCUUUUUGCCUUGUUGGCUUUUUUGUUGUUUAUUAAAGUGGCUUUUCCCUG